Molecule: messenger RNA, 1635 nt
Organism: Chenopodium quinoa (quinoa)
Lineage: Eukaryota; Viridiplantae; Streptophyta; Magnoliopsida; Caryophyllales; Amaranthaceae
Exons: 3
Coding region: 422-1057 (211 amino acids)
Molecular function (GO): zinc ion binding
Source: RefSeq, a predicted model, not a curated record
UUAUGGCUAUCUUUUUAACCUUAUUUGCUGCAAUUACUAACUUACCCCUAUUUUAACACUUCUCUCCUAAAUCAUUAAUGUUGACUUAAACACUCACCCCCAAUUCAACCAUUACGCAAAUGAUCAGAGCAACAACUGUUCAUCUUCUCUUUCAAAUUUGCGAUUUUAAUAUGUUAAUAAAAACAAAACUUUUGAUGAAAUUAAUCAAUUUGUGGAGAUUAUUUGGCGUUAUUUUGUAAUUGCGCACAAAUUCCAUCUAACAUAGUCAAUUUGUGGGAGUAUUUUUCGAUCGAUUUUUAGGGUUAAUUUUUGGGAAUUGCCAUAAAAAUUGGUAUUCGCGACUGAAGAUCAAUUGUUAGGGGCAGCUUUGAGGUUUGCUGAGGUUCCUUGAGUCAUCAUCAAAACAUGUAAGGUCAACACAAUGGAAAGGAUACAAAAGACAAACAAGCUUGCACUGAUAUGGCUAUCUAAACUAGGAGACCAAUCGAGGUGGUCAAAACAUCAAUUUGACCCUAAGAUAUGUAGUGAUGAGAACAAGACUAACUUUGUGGAGAGCUUCAAUGCUACACUAGGGAUUGAAAGAUGCAGACCUGUGUUGACUUUAUUGGAAGCUAUAAGAAGGAUGUGCAUGGUGAGGAUAGCAGCAAGAAGGCAGAAAUGUCAAGCUUGGAAUGAAUCACAGCCAUGUCCUAAUAUUGUCAAGAGGAUUCAAAAGCUCAUGCUUGAUUCUAGAUCAUGCAAAGCCUUCGAGAGUAAAGAAGGAGAAUAUGAGAUUAGGGAAGGAAGAUCAAUGCUUCAUGUGUCAUUGAACAAAAAUAGUUGCAUUUGUGGGGCUUGGCAGAUAUCUGGGAUACCCUGUAAGCAUGCAUUAAGAGCAAUAUUGUAUGCAGGACAUGAUCCACACAACUAUGUUAGCACAUGGUACUCUGUAGCAGCAUAUAAACAAGCUUAUGGGCCUGCUAUCAACUCAAUCCCAGAUCCUGAACAUUGGCCUCAAAUUGACCAGCCCACCAUUAAUCCUCCCCCAAUGAGAAGAGGCAUUGGAAGGCCCAUCUAGACAAAGGAGAAGAGCAGAUGAUGAGCCAGAUAAGGGUAAAAGAUCUAGCACAGUUCAAUGCUCAAAUUGCAAGGCAUAUGGGCAUAAUUUAAAGACAUGCAAGGGUGGUUUGAGUGCAAAAGAGAAAGCAUCACUGAGUUUUGUCAUUGACCAACAUAAGAGACAGAAAAAAGUCCAUCCAUUUGGUUCCCAGACAACUCAACCAACAGGAUCUCAACCCUCAACAAGCCAACCAACUGGUUCUCAACCCUCAACAACACAAAGAAGGAGAAAGACCAAAUCUCAACCAAGCUCUACAUCUCAACCACUGCAAACUUCAACCAGGAUGCAAACUAUAAGCUCAACCUUGGUUUUUUCUCAGCCACAAGUUGUUUCUCAUUCAUCUCAGGCCACAUACAAAAGUAAAGGCAAAGGGAAACAUAAAGCCUAGAUGUUUUUCAUAUUUGAUUCAUAUUAAUUUUAAGUUAGUUUCAUAUUUUCAUGGAUAUUUGAUUUCAAUUAGUUUUAAGUUGUAAUAAUCUAGUUAAACUCAAGUCUUUUGCUAUACUAAACUGAGUUAUUGGUAAUUUUUUACUAAA